Molecule: messenger RNA, 1990 nt
Organism: Apis florea (little honeybee)
Lineage: Eukaryota; Metazoa; Arthropoda; Insecta; Hymenoptera; Apidae
Product: lost and found
Molecular function (GO): protein binding
Source: RefSeq, a predicted model, not a curated record
UGACACGCUUUUAAAGAUGCGGUCGUAUAGUGAAGUCGAUAGUGGGUCACGUGAUGAGUACGCGAUCGAUACAUCGAAACGACGAUUGUACAAGACGCGAGAUUCCAACGCGAGAGGUCAAACGUCGUAGAAGAAAAUCGAAAGAUCGACGAACUUUCGAACGAGUGACGAAGAAAUCGCUUGGUAAGGAGCGCACUUCCGGGUCCUCAAGGCGCAUGUACACAAAUAUGGCGGCGUCUUCGUGGAGGACGGUGGUGAGUGUACGCGACGUGGGGUUUGGCGGGGUUUGUCGGAUCGAUAGCGCGCAUGAGAGUGCGCGAACACCUACGUCGGUGAUCGUCGCAACCUGGCCGCCACCGUGAGUAGAGUAUCCGGCGAGUAUUCCCCGAUGUCAAUAGCGUACGUGCGUCCGAGUGACGAGCACCGAUGCCGGUAGCUCGUCAACGAGAUUCAAGUCGGUUGUGUGUGUCAAUUUCGCGCGUUUCUUCGUUUAAAUACCGGUCAGUUUUCUAUAUUUGGAUCGUGCUUCGAUUGAAAGCCGAACCUGUUCGCCGCGAGUGACUUUGAUGUAUAAGGUUAUGUUCACGGUGGUUACGCGCGGAAGUUUCGCGGAAGCCGGUAUGGAGUCUCGUUGAGAGAGAGUGAUAUGUCCGUGAUGUCACGAGGCUCGCCCUGGUGCUGGGACGCACCAGGGACGAGAAAAUCUAUGCUUUUUCUAACCAUCGCCAUCCUUUUCGGCUUGUUGUCGCGAGGCGUCGUCGGCGAGAAAAAUAAAAAAUAUCACAUAAGCGACGUGUGCAAGAAGAAUUACAUGCGAGAUCUGUACAGGAAGAUAGACGGGGCGGUUCUGCAGUCGCAGCUCGAGAAGGACCUCGACUGCACCAUCACCUUCCAAACGCACAGCAUCCUUCAGCGGUUCAUGCUCCGUUUCGACCAUCUCCAAUUGGACUGCAACGACCACCUUUACAUCUACGAUGGUGCGCACGCGGUCAGCAGUUACAAGGCAGACCUGUCCUGCCAGAACACGAAGCAGACCGUGGGCGCGAUUUAUACGCGCACGAACUUCGUGACACUGAAAUACGUCACCGACUCGUGGGGCACCCUCUCGAACGGCUUCCGCCUCGUUAUCACCGCCGUCAAGGAUCCGAAGCACACUUGCAAGGACUUCCGGUGCACCCAGAACGAAUUUUGCAUCGAGAGGGACCUCCUUUGUGACGGCGUGAAUCACUGCGGCGACGAGUCCGACGAGGCUACCUCCACCCUCUGUGCCAACUCGGAGGCAUCGACGAUCCUGGGCAUGCAGACGAUCUGGUUCGUGAUCGGGCUGGUGUUUCUGAUCCUGAGCGUGGCAGGCCUGGUCACGGCGGCGGUCCUCUGCUUCUGCAGGCAGCGUGCAGCAACCCCUAGGCACCCCCACAACGCGCACAACGCCCAGACACAUCCUCCGGUCAGCUUCCCAUAUGUACGGAUCGAACGGGGCAAGCGCAGGGCUGCCGAUGGGCAUGACCACGUUGAAGUCGGGGGGCGCGCUGGGAUCACUGGGGACCUACGGCUCGGCCCUCGGAUCGGGGGUAACCGGUGCCACGACCCUGCCGCGGCCGGGAAACUGGCUGCGCCCUGCGGGCCUCAGGCACGGGCACAGCGCGGCCCGGGUCCGCCUCUACUGCCAGGCAAAGUGAGGAGCCACGGUUCCGACAGCGACAUCUCCUCCAGCCAAAAAGACGAAUGGUUUGUGUAGAGGCAGGCCUGGACCAGAGCCCGCAGGGUGAACCGGUGCGGUGGUGCCCUCACCGCCCCCUCCCGCCCCACGGGGACGUGGACCCCGUUCCUAUCCACAUCGGUCGCGUGUUACCGGCCAACAUCAUCACCUGGCCAACGUGUUGGCGUGCCACGCAACUCACCAACCGCGGAUCGGCCAAGUUUCGACCGGCGCUGCUGCGUGUCCAACCCGGCCGACGACGAGGCGCGUGUGCCUCCCUCGCCUGGAUCG